Messenger RNA from Ogataea philodendri, 1140 nucleotides. RefSeq lists its product as uncharacterized. NCBI's taxonomy places the organism in Eukaryota, Fungi, Ascomycota, Pichiomycetes, Pichiales, Pichiaceae. Bases 1 to 1140 code for a protein of 379 amino acids. The record is from RefSeq and is a predicted model, not a curated record. The transcript has a single exon.
AUGCGUUGCUCUGUGUCUGUGGCUCUUUGGAGCACUCUGCUGUGCCUGAGCCCUUUGGCCGGUGCUCUGAAUAUUUUGAUUUUGAACUCGUCUCCAUACGGAUCGCCUAUCUCGACUGCUUUCCACCAGUUCCUUGAAACUAAUCACCGGGUCAUUUCUGUUUCUCCUUUGCACUUGAUGGACUCUUCCGACAACGAGAUUGAAGUGGACUCGACUCCAAUUUCUGAAGAGGAUCUCAAGGACUCUCUGGAUGAACAAGAAUUUGAUUUGCGCAGUCUGCUCGCGUUGAACGUGGGCGACAGUUUCUAUGGCUCUCAAAAACAGGACAGAUGGUACGUCAAGUCGUCUGUUUUGGGUUCUGCUCUUUUCGCAUUCGAUCACUUGCUCCCUUCUCAUUAUACCGACCUCUCGUCGAUCGACUUCGUUGUUAUCGCUUCUUCCGGCGAGCAAAUUGACGGGUUGCACCGCCAAAUGACAAACAAUAAUUUUGGUCUCAUGAAGCUUGCUCAGAUGCGCAAUAUUCCUGUUCUCAACGUGAACAGCAAAGAAGAAACCGACAUGGUGGUGGCCGGUAGCAUCAAUGAAGACCUGGAUCUGUCCAACGAGCUACUUGUCGCUUAUCUGCAAAGAAUCGAUGAGUUUAUUCUGCAGCUCGUCAACACCUCCAAGUACAAUGAGCACAACUUCCACACCUCACGGUCUCUUGACAAGUCCGUGAAGUUCAAGCAAUACGCCGACAAGGAGCUGGCCAACCACAACCCAAGACUGUUGCCCAACGGUGUGGGUUUAAACAUCAACUUGCGCGCUGAGGCUUCCUGUUUGGAUACCAAUAAAGAGUUCAACUUCCUGCAGACACGGACUGUUGGAGGCUACAACAUGGUUCCUUCGUUGAACUACGACGCCGAGAAGGGAACCGUGAAAGUGGAUAUGCUCUACAGCAUCGACAAAGAACUGCCUCGUUCGAAAAACAAAUACCUUAGUGAAAUGAGCGUUGAUGAUGGCGAUUGCUUCAUUACUGUUACUCCGAUCAACUGGCUUGGUGGUGACUUUGAGCAAUUCGAGUUCCUAGAGACCCCAUUCCACCAACUUAAUGGUAACGAAGGUGACGAAAGACCAAAGCUUGUUCACCAGGCUGCUUAA